ACACUGAGCAGCAACUGCUGCGUUAGUUAGUUCAAGGUGCAGGGAGCUAGCGGUUUGCGGAGGGGCUGAGUGGGUUGGGUUGCAGAGUGGAAAAUUUUCCAUCCCUGGAAAUAAACACACGGUUUAUUUCAGGUGGGGGGGGGAUAGGAGGACUUGUGGUAUCCGGUUAGGGACAGGGGAGAAAUAAAUCAGACCCAUCGUUUUUUUUCCUAGGGUGCCCCAAGCCGAGCGUCGCGGACGAUCGCGGGGUUUGUUGUAUUCGGACUCGCCCCCCAAUCUGCUCGUUCUCCUGUCCGCAGGGGGUGAGAAUGAUACAGAAUGAGCCAGAGAGAUACCCUGGUGCAUCUGUUUGCUGGAGGGUGUGGGGGCACAGUCGGUGCCAUCCUCACGUGUCCACUGGAAGUAGUGAAAACAAGGCUGCAGUCUUCCUCCGUGACUCUCUACAUCUCUGAAGUCCAGCUCAGCACGGUCAAUGGAGCCAGUGUCAACCGAGUGGCCCGCGUCUCUCCUGGACCUCUUCACUGCCUCAAGUUAAUACUGGAAAAAGAAGGCCCUCGUUCUCUGUUCAGGGGUUUAGGACCUAAUCUGGUUGGCGUGGCUCCUUCCAGAGCUAUAUACUUUGCUGCUUACUCAAAUGCAAAAGAGAAAUUGAAUGGUAUUUUGGAGCCAGAUUCAACCCAGGUGCACAUGAUUUCAGCUGGACUAGCAGGGUUUACAGCAAUUACAGCAACCAAUCCCAUCUGGCUUAUAAAGACUCGCUUACAGCUGGAUGCAAGAAACCGGGGUGAAAGAAGAAUGAGUGCAUUUGAAUGUAUCAGAAAAGUCUAUCAGUCAGAUGGGAUCAGAGGUUUUUACAGGGGCAUGUCCGCUUCCUAUGCAGGAAUCUCCGAGACUGUCAUUCACUUUGUAAUUUAUGAAAGUAUUAAACGUAAAUUACUGCAAUGUAAGACUGCUUCUAAUAUGGACGAUGAGGAUGAAUCUGUGAAGGAUGCAUCUGAUUUUGUUGGACUGAUGUUGGCAGCAGCCACCUCAAAAACGUGUGCCACCUCCAUAGCAUAUCCACAUGAAGUAAUACGUACCAGACUACGAGAGGAGGGAACCAAGUACAGAUCUUUCUUCCAGACUUUAUCAAUGGUUAUGCGAGAAGAAGGAUAUAGAGCGCUUUAUCGUGGACUCACCACACAUUUGGUCAGACAGAUUCCAAACACAGCUAUUAUGAUGUCAACCUAUGAGCUUGUCGUUUACCUGCUGAAUGGAUAAGAACCAACAAGAGACCAAGAGAAAAGUUUGGAGACCAAAGGAAAAAGAGAGGACCAGGAAUCGCCUAAUCCUAUUUGGUGUCAGGCAAGAAUGGCAGGCUGGAAACUGGAAGUAAGGCUUAUUAGCAGGAAGAGUAUUAGACCAGUCCUGUGAAACCAUGUCUUUCUCUCUGCCAAGGAGCUACUUCAGUAAAGCUUGUAUAAAGAGGAAUGGUUGAAACAAAAGAAUAAAAUCACAUUUCCUAUUACAUACAUUUCCUAAUACAUUUCCUUCUUCAUAUAAAUGUGUGUAGGUAGUGGUCCCCUCCCUCUUCUGAAAGAGUGUGGUGAAACUUCAGUUGGAUAUGAUGUGCUGCUGGGCAGUGGGAUUGAUUCACAAAUGAUCAUUUUUAAUACACAUUUUAAACCUAAUAUUUUGUGGAUCUGGGCUUGGUGUUGGUUUAAAGUUACCCUGAACAUCCUUACACACCUGCGAUUUCUGGUAGCAGAUUUUUGUACAGUCUUAAGUGGGGAGAUGAGAAAUUUGAAUUUAGCAGCACCUGUUCAGAAGUUGGGAGGCACAAGUAGUGUUGGAUGUUUAAAUGUACAAGACAGAAGGGAGGUUGCUUGUGUAUUUGUGGUAUUUGAUUUUGACACUGUGGAGCAAAGCUGAUAAUUCAGAAAUUAUAACUCAGUUGUCUGUAAUGUUUGGAAAUAAACUUCGUUUCUUAGUACCAUCAAAAGACAUGGUAGGUUUUUACACUAUGAAUACUUGACUACGAUAUACCACAUUUUAAAUGCAGUCACACCAACUGUUUGUCACACAUGUGUCACAAAUUAAAGCAAAGCAUCAUAUUUACAAUUGGGCUUAUGCAUAUGAUGGAUAAUGUGAUUUUAAAGUGUUUGUUUCAAGCAUUUCUUGUUAAGGCUGUAUUAUCCAUUUUAGUAAGCAAUAUAGCUUGCACCCUAAGCUUUGAAAAGGUUUAGUACUUUCUGUGGCUUGCAAACUCAAGGAACUCACAUUGAGUUUUCAUCAUAACAUUUGACAUCACUUUAUGUUAACAUUAAUGUUCCACUCGGUAAAAGUGGUGAUGACAUAAAUCUCUUUAUUUUUAAGGUUAGAAUACUGGAUUCAGAAUAAGCCUUAAAUGAUUUUGCUGCCAGUAAAAUGGCGUAUUUGUUAAUGCUGUGUAUGUUCUAGUGCAUCAAGAUUCCAAUGCAGUGCAUUUGUCAUUGACAAACUGGUACUUGAAAUCCAUGUGAUUAGUUUCUGAAGUGUUACUUUUUAAAAUUUAUAUAAAUGACUAAAAAGGUUAACUAAAGUGAAUACUGUAUACUGGAUGCAUAGGUAGGUUACAGUAUCAUGGAAAGGCCCUAAGUAUAUUAAGGUUUUAUUUGAUAAUGUACAUAACUGUAAUUCUUUCAAUUCACUAAUAAGAUUUUAAAAUAUUUUAAGAUAGAAGUUCAACCUUUUACUCUUACCAAACCGAAAGUCACAGUUUCUGGCAGUACUUGAGAUCAUGGAGGUUUUCACAUACCUUCAACUCUACAUAGAACUGGGAAAAUGGUAGGAAAUAUGUUUUUUUUCCAAUUUUCCGUGAUGAUAAUGAAGUCUGAUGCUCUUAGGCACUAAUUUACUGCUCUCUAGCUUUGAACUAACAACAGUUGUCCAUCUUGGUUACUUGAAUGUAAGGUUUGAUGAAGUUCAGCGGUGAUGUUAAUGCAAAGCAAGCCCAUCAGCAAACUAAAAGUACUAAAAAAUACAUAUAAUCCUGUUAUUUAAGGUUAUUUGUUUUCUGUUAAAAGAACUUAAACAUUUAUCCAUCUUUAAAGAAUGACCAUGUUCAUGUGAAUGGUGAAAUCAGUCUAUAGAUGCCAACACACUGGGAAGUACACACUGUAUGAGUUGCGCAGCUAGAGUUCUUCCCCCUUGGUAAAUUGUGACCUUGCAAUUUAUGCAGUGGCUCCAGAUUGGUUUCUUAUGCACUUUUUGGCCUUUUUUGGCUUGAUGAUUUCUUUUGUUUUUUUUUAAGUCAUUUAUUAUCAAGGAAAGUGUUAAGCAGUGCGAAAUCCUGCUCAAUGAUUCCUUUGAAGAUAUUGUACAGUUCAGUUUACUGAUUAGUGCAGGAUAUGUAAAAGUGUCAUUUGGUUAGAUUUGCUGAUCCGUACAUUUUACAGUAGCUUGCAGUUAUUAAAUCCUUAAAAAACAUGCUGUUGUUUAAUAUUUAAGAUGCGUUUAAAACUGUUGCAAUAUGGCAUAGAAUUUUGCAUUUCUGUUUCUGCUGCUUUCCUCUCCCUUUUGAUUGUCACUUUUGAUUUAAUGACAUGCUGACUUUGGACACCUACUUGAUCAGCUGGUUUGAGUUCUGAUUUCUUGACCACCUGUUUGUGUCAUAUCUGUUUUCCUAUGAUAUUCAGCGUUCCUCUCCUUUCUGGAUGUUAUAUUUGCAUUCACAUCUCCUUUUCAUGGAAAUAACCCUCCAUGUUUAGCGUAAUUGUACAUAUAGGUUUCCAAUUUGCCUAGAUAAGAAUUGCAGUUCUGCUUUUGUCACUACAAUGUAUCCACUUCAGAAACUCCCUGGAUUAUCCUGGUAGACCUAAUUUUGCAAUAAGAGGUUGUAAAAACCAAAGGAAAUUGGUAAUUUUGAAUGUAUGUUCUCCUUAAAGGAUUGUUGAGCUCUGUAUUGUGAAGCUGUAUUAAGAUUCAGGUUUCUUGAGUGGCUUAACCUCUUGCCCAGGUGUCCAGGUUGAGCGCUCUAGUCCAAGGGUCAUGGGUUCGAGCCUGGGCCAUGUCGCCAGUCGACUGUGACCGCGGCACACGAUGGCUACCAAGACCAUGGUGGGAUCAGUAAGGCAGGAAGUGCUUCUCGAAGUCGGUCCUGAAAGUCUAGAACGGGGCUGCGUAACCUAUUAAAAGGCAAGUGUCUCAGACAUGGGUGGACUGAAGAAAUCUGCCACCACUACAUCAUUUCCCCCAUGUGAGGCUGUGGGGUUUGUAACCUUGAGCAGAGAUGAAAGAAUCCCAAUUGGCAAACCCAUUCCAGAAACUAGUUCUACUUUACUGUUUAGAAAUAGUAUUGAAGAUCCUGUACUGUUUGUUUGCUUUAUCAUGUUUCACAGUGGUUGAGUGUCCUCCUCUCAUUGGUUAGAUUUCCUUUUUUUUGUUUUACCAAGCAAGCAAUGUUAAAACUUGACGCCCGGACUGGAUGUCUUCGAGCCACUCGAGUCCGAGGCCUCUCUAGUGACGUGACUUGGAGCAUAGCAUUGAACUCCCACAUGUAAUAACGCCAACAGCACAGGAUCUUUAUCUAAAGACACGUUCUUGGAAGUUUUGUGAUGCGGUACUGACUGACCCUUUAAUAAUGUAGGAGGAAGUCAUUUUCAAGAAGCCAAAACAAUAUUGAAAACACAAUAAUGUUUUGUGCGGAUUGAUGUCUGCCAUGGUUUACAACAUCUUUUUUGAAUUAUUGGGACUUUUUCCUUUCUUUGGCUCUUCUGCUUUCAUUUUCGAAUGAUGAAAGCACUUCUGAGUUACUGAUGCUCUGUUCAGGACCCUAUGGCUUAAAACAAGGCAUUGAGUGAAUCAUCUCCGAUGUGCUUUUUUGGAAUUUCCACCUUUUUCUGAAAUGUCUUUACAUUUUCUCGGUGACUUUGAUGGGAAGAAUUUUAAAUAAGCAAUGAGGACAUGACCAUGUUAAGAAAUCAGUAUAAUCUAGGAAAGGCCUAUACAAAUGUUUUAGUGUCGCGUUUCUUAGUUACUGCAGAACGGACUCAUUCAGCCAGAAAUGAUGGUCUAUACUUUCUUUUGGCAUCUGUGGUCUCUCAGAUGUUUUUAGCAUUCUAUUUCUGUUCUGUAAAAGUGAAAUAUACUCCAGAAUUAUAGAGGCAAAUGCAAAUAUGAUUUCAGACAGAUUGUGCUCAAUUCUUGUGCAGGCUUUUCUUUUUCUUACAGUUUUGGGAGGCUUCCAUGAAUUGUAUUAAGUAGUGAUUGCAUUUGUAACUCUGCCAUUCUAUAGCUAUUAGUUUACUCAAUGGUGAUAAUUUGUACAGUUGUAGAAUACAGCAGUAGGAUAAUUUAUGCAAGUGGGUCUUUUUACAUCAUUUUAGCCCUAAAUCCAGGACUGUGACUACUAAUUUUCUGAAACAGGUAACCAAUGCUGGAAGUAUGUACAGUAGAUAAUGGGAACUAAGCAUUUCUUGUGCAGUAUUGUCAAAACAAUAGUGGGUAGUAAGACUAAUUAAAACAAACAAUUCUAGUUGUAGUUUCAUCAGGCUCAAUAUUUAAAUCUUUUGCAGGCCUACAUUUGGUUACUCUCAUUGAUCUGUGAAGGACAAUUUAUUUGACCUAUAACUGAUGUUUUGCUGCUAAACAUGCUGAAGUACUACAAUUUACGAGCACAAAUGGGUGCAGAUGUAAGUCACAGGGUGCAUUAAAUUCCUUUGUUUAAUGGGGGAGGUACCUGACCUAUAAAGCAGGCUGUGAAAAGGCCUUAUAACAUAUGUGACAGUCCUGGAUCUCGCUGUGUGUUUUACCAUUGUUAAACUGGGUACUAGUCUGUUUUCUGUACUAUUUGUACUCUAUAAUAAUGUCUGGUUGGAAAAAGCCUCUUGUAUCCAGAAGGUGGUGCUACACUGCUUGUUGGAUAACACUACUAGAAAUUCCCUAGUCAGCCUGUGAUGCAUAUGUGUAAUUCUACCCUUAACAGUGUUUUUAUUUUUGUUUUGUUUUUGAGCCUGAAAAAAAGAGGUGGCUAAUUGGCCAAUUCAGUGCCCCACUAUGCAUUAUCAUACCUCCUUUUGUACAAAAAAUAAAAAAAUAAUGCAAACCAAUUGA
This is a messenger RNA of Lepisosteus oculatus (spotted gar), 6072 nucleotides long. RefSeq names its product solute carrier family 25 member 36-A. Gene Ontology annotation, molecular function: pyrimidine nucleotide transmembrane transporter activity. Lineage: Eukaryota; Metazoa; Chordata; Actinopteri; Semionotiformes; Lepisosteidae. The record is from RefSeq and is a predicted model, not a curated record. Gene Ontology annotation, cellular component: mitochondrion. Gene Ontology annotation, biological process: pyrimidine nucleotide import into mitochondrion.